Nycticebus coucang (slow loris) is the source of this 1234-nucleotide messenger RNA. It is a transcript of the gene CDK5, whose product is annotated as cyclin dependent kinase 5. The transcript is spliced from 11 exons. Gene Ontology annotation, biological process: synaptic vesicle transport; protein phosphorylation; axonogenesis. Bases 94 to 963 code for a protein of 289 amino acids. Gene Ontology annotation, cellular component: cytoplasm; nucleus. NCBI's taxonomy places the organism in Eukaryota, Metazoa, Chordata, Mammalia, Primates, Lorisidae. The record is from RefSeq and is a predicted model, not a curated record. Gene Ontology annotation, molecular function: cyclin-dependent protein serine/threonine kinase activity; ATP binding.
GGGCGGGAUGGAGGCAGGGGUGCCACCUCCUCUGCAACGCCGGGACCGGAGUGUUAGAACCGAGGGCCCGCAGGGGUCCCUGCGGCCGCCGAGAUGCAGAAAUACGAGAAACUGGAGAAGAUUGGAGAAGGCACGUAUGGAACAGUGUUCAAGGCCAAAAACCGGGAGACUCAUGAGAUUGUGGCGCUGAAACGGGUGAGGCUGGAUGACGAUGAUGAGGGUGUUCCGAGUUCUGCCCUCCGGGAGAUCUGCCUACUCAAGGAGCUGAAGCACAAGAACAUUGUCAGGCUUCAUGAUGUCCUGCAUAGUGACAAGAAGCUGACUUUGGUUUUCGAGUUCUGUGACCAGGACCUGAAGAAGUAUUUUGACAGCUGCAAUGGUGACCUGGACCCUGAGAUUGUGAAGUCAUUCCUCUUCCAGCUGCUAAAAGGCUUGGGAUUCUGUCACAGCCGCAACGUGCUGCACAGGGACCUAAAGCCCCAGAACCUGCUAAUAAACAGGAACGGGGAACUGAAGUUGGCUGACUUUGGCCUUGCUCGAGCCUUCGGGAUCCCCGUUCGCUGUUACUCAGCUGAGGUGGUCACGCUGUGGUACCGCCCACCAGACGUCCUCUUUGGGGCCAAACUGUACUCCACCUCUAUUGACAUGUGGUCAGCCGGCUGCAUCUUUGCAGAGCUGGCCAACGCUGGGCGGCCUCUUUUCCCUGGCAAUGAUGUCGAUGACCAGCUGAAAAGGAUCUUCCGAUAUCCUUCCAUUUCCCUUCCUCUCAAACCCUCUGGAAGGGGACCGACCUGUGGAACAUGCCCUACAGGGGCAGCCUGCAUAUCCCCAUGCCCCUGGUCUGCUUCUCCCUGCCUCUCCACAGCCCUACCCAAUGUACCCAGCUACAACAUCGCUGGUGAAUGUCGUGCCCAAGCUCAAUGCCACAGGGAGGGACCUGCUGCAGAACCUUCUGAAGUGUAACCCUGUGCAGCGCAUCUCAGCAGAAGAGGCCCUGCAGCACCCCUACUUCUCUGACUUCUGCCCCCCCUAGGCACCAGGACUGCUGGCCACCAGGCUGGGGUCUGGCCUUGUUUGAGCCCCCUCCUGGGAGGGGCGGGCCAGUGGGGAUGAAGGUCAGAUGCUGAGUUCCAGCUGUGCUGGGCCUGGCCAGGGUGGAGGUGCCUGAGCUCAUGUUCGUCACUCCCUCUGUGGACUUUAUUUAAUUUCAUAAAUUGGCUCCUUUCCCACAGUC